Molecule: messenger RNA, 669 nt
Organism: Capronia epimyces CBS 606.96
Lineage: Eukaryota; Fungi; Ascomycota; Eurotiomycetes; Chaetothyriales; Herpotrichiellaceae
Exons: 1
Coding region: 1-669 (222 amino acids)
Source: RefSeq, a predicted model, not a curated record
AUGACGACAACGUUUCCCCUACCACUCGAUCAUACCCUGCUCCAUCUCGUCAAAUACAAUGUCUUCCGAGGCCUGGUCGAGAAUAAAAUGAUACUCGAUCGCCUGACGAUGCAGUAUCAGAUCACCAACAAGAUUCGAACUGGGCCAUUCUCCUACUUUGCAUCAUUUCCCAACUCGUCGGUGAUCCUACCGGUGGUCCCGAAUCCCUCUGCUCGUUCCCUCACGCCGACCGCUUCACAAAUGACCAUGGUUCACUCAUCAUGGAUCAACGUCCUCCCGUUCCCGGCCAUGAGAGAAAACAUGAUCAAGUGGGAGUCAGACUUUGAUCAUUCCGAGUUGGUGAAAGACUUGGUCGGCAACCUAAUCAACUUAAAACUGUUUCCAUCAGUCCCUCCGUCGUCUUCGAGGCGGCCGGCUCAUGCCGGCAGACAGAUAGUCCUGCAAGAAGGAGACGACGGGGAACCCACCGCCAUUACUGAGCCAGGUCUUAUUCUGUGGGGAGAACCCUAUCGGGCAGAGAGCUGGGAGGCAACUCCAGAGUUCCUUCAAAAAUGGGCCUGGGCUGUGGCAGGGUCUCGGGAAUUGAUUGACUCGACCAAUUACUGGAGGUCAAGGAGGGGCGAAAACCCUUUACGGUUGGUGUCUGUCGAUGAUGGCGCAAGUCCAUGA